This is a messenger RNA of Fukomys damarensis (Damara mole-rat), 1253 nucleotides long. RefSeq names its product MyoD family inhibitor domain containing (gene Mdfic). The record is from RefSeq and is a predicted model, not a curated record. The transcript has 5 exons. Lineage: Eukaryota; Metazoa; Chordata; Mammalia; Rodentia; Bathyergidae. The coding region runs from base 1 to 981 and encodes 326 amino acids.
AUGGUAAAAUGUGGGUUAAUAUGGAACAUUCAGCAGCAUCUGGAACAACAGCUCUGGGCGCGAGGGAGCCCGCAGCCAAACCCAGGCCCCGCCGCCCCGGCCUCGGGCCGGCUGCCAGGAGUUCGAGCCUCCCAGUCCGGAUGUGAUGAAACGAAGCCGAGAGAGAAGCGUCUGAAGAGGGUGGCAGUGGUGGAAGCCAGCGGGGAAGGAGAGUUAGUUGGGGUCCAAAGUCCCGGAGGGGAGCCGGCCGGAGUGAGCUGGCUGGAAAGGGGGCGGAGUGCGCGCAGUCAGAGCUGCCGUCGCCGCCGCAGUCUGGGCCGAGCCACAGGAGAAAAAUGUAACAAGGACCAAACUGAGAAAGAUGUAACUCACGCUAUCAAUCCACACUUCGCAUAUGAAGAGAGUCAAGACCAGCCCUUGUGGGGGAAUCCUUCAGAUGGUGAACUCAUCAGAACCCAACCUCAGCGCUUGCCUCUGCUGCAAACUUCAGCACAGGAACCGGGUGAAGAGGAAAUAGGCAAGAUAAAGAAAGGAGGCCAAGCAAAUCUGAGCAAUGGCAAUGGAAUUCACCAUGGGGCCAAGCAUGCAUCUGCAGAAAAUCACAAACUUUCAGCUCCUGUUUCUCAAAAAAUGCAUAGAAAAAUUCAGUCCAGCUUAUCUGUAAAUAAUGAUAUCAGUAAGAAGAGCAAAGUAAAUGCUGUCUUUUCCCAAAAGACAGGCUCUUCACCUGAAGACUGCUGUGUCCACUGCAUCCUGGCGUGCCUGUUCUGUGAAUUCCUGACGCUCUGCAACAUUGUCCUGGGCCAAGCCUCCUGCGGCAUCUGCACGUCGGAAGCCUGCUGCUGCUGUUGUGGCGACGACCUGGGGGAGGACUGUAACUGCCCGUGCGACAUGGAUUGUGGCAUCAUGGAUGCCUGUUGUGAAUCAUCAGACUGUUUGGAAAUCUGUAUGGAAUGCUGCGGAAUCUGUUUUCCUUCCUAAGUAUUUAUCUUUUGUUUGUGUUAAAACUGGAGAACAUUUUAAAAAUUCUCUUCGAAGGGUUUGAAAAACAUGGUAAGGUUCUAGUGAAACAACUCAGUAUUUGCACUGUUUGCUCAUUAUUUUUAAGUAAUCUCUGAAACCUUUUCUUUCCCCACCAAUCUAUAUGGUUUAAUAUGUGAAAUUUUAUCUAUUGUGACUGAUUUUGAAACUUCUUGAUGGAGUAAACUGAAGUAGAGUUCACACGCACACACACACACACACACACACACACA